Trypanosoma brucei brucei TREU927 is the source of this 1068-nucleotide messenger RNA. Its product is annotated as trans-splicing factor, putative. Gene Ontology annotation, biological process: mRNA splicing, via spliceosome; spliceosomal tri-snRNP complex assembly. The record is from RefSeq and is a predicted model, not a curated record. The coding region runs from base 1 to 1068 and encodes 355 amino acids. The transcript has a single exon. Gene Ontology annotation, cellular component: U4 snRNP; precatalytic spliceosome; U4/U6 x U5 tri-snRNP complex. NCBI's taxonomy places the organism in Eukaryota, Euglenozoa, Kinetoplastea, Trypanosomatida, Trypanosomatidae.
AUGAGCUAUAUCGAAACCGGAUGGGAUGGUUUCGGUGAGCGAGUUGACGACCUCCAGAGCAGGAGAGAUGAAGGUCUGGACAUUUAUUUGGAGGAGACAAUUGGUGUAGGGGAGUCCAUUGCGUCAGAUGAUGAUGCAAGACGACACAAUAGCGUGAAGGAAGUAACUGCAUUGCUGCGGUCUGGCCAUAUGAGCAGUAUGCUGCAGAAACUUAGCGACUACAGUGAGCAGGAAAACGUGAAGAACACGAUAACGCCGGAUGACCCCGAAUAUCAGUUUGUGAUUGACUCAAGCAACCUUGUACUGCGCAUUGAGGUUGAAAAGAGUAAGGCGGUUGUUUACGCACGGGCUCACUACAGUCAGCGGUUUCCAGAGCUUGCCAUGUUUUUUACUUCCGGUCUUCUCUAUGCACGUGUGGUGCAGCUUCUGCAGAACAAUAUGGACCUUUCUCAGGUAAUUGAUCAGCUUGAUGAGUUGGUGCCCUCGCAGCUUACCGCUGUUAUCAUCGCUUGCGCAUCGACUACCACAGGACGUGAGCUGUCACCUGAGGAGCUGCAGCGUGUGCUCGAAGCGUGUCAGGAGAUAGAAACACUCGAAGCGGCGAAGCAAACCUUUCUGGAAUACAUCCAGCGGUCGAUGCCACUCAUCUGUCCAAACCUUUGUGCCUUUCUUGGCACUGGGAUCACCUCCCAGCUCUUCGCUAUUGCAGGGGGCGUAGCACCGCUUGCAGCUAUGGAUCCAACAGAAUUGUCUCGGCUCGGUAGCACGCGCGCCAACAGUAGCGGUAUCGCGCUUAAAACCACUGGAUUUUUAAGUAAUUCUGAUUUUGUUGUUAACCACCCGCCGCAGCUUCGGCCCAAGGCGUUGCGUCUUGUAUCUAGCACCGCCACGGUGCUUGCACGCAUCGAUGCGAAUAGACGGGCCGCCAGCCACCAAGAGGGUGUGAGACAGCGUGAACUGGUGCGAUUGAAGAUGUUGUCGUGGCUUGACCCCCCUGUACUGCGGGGUGCGGGAAACAAUACUUACGAGAGACGGAGAAGGAAGCGGCCGCGACGGAAUUUAAGAUAA